AUGAAGCCAUCGUCGCGGUGCGUUAGGCUUCUGUCUUGGGGUCAUACCCCUCGCGCGAGGUCAUCAGUAGCACAGAAACGAUUCUUUGCCGCGGUAGCGGAUGGCAUCAACCCAUACGAUGUCGUUGUUAUCGGUGGAGGUCAUGCCGGUACCGAAGCCAGCGCGGCCGCUGCAAGAUCUGGUGCUCGCACUGCACUCGUCACGCCCUCGUUAUCAAAUCUAGGUGUAUGCUCCUGCAACCCAAGUUUCGGUGGCAUAGGAAAGGGAACAAUGCUACGAGAAAUUGAUGCGCUCGAUGGAGUCGUUGGGCGCAUUGUAGAUAAAGCCGGCAUACAAUUCCGCAUGCUCAACCGGAAGAAAGGCCCUGCAGUUUGGGGACCACGCGCGCAAAUCGAUCGAGACCUCUACCAUCGAUAUAUGCGGGAAGAGAUAUUAUCUACGCCGGGAUUGAGUGUUGUCGAGGGCAAGGUCGCCGAUAUCAUUGUGUCAAAAGAGGGUCUGAGUGAUGGUGUGGCCAAGGGUCGGAUCACAGGCAUUAGACUCGAGGGCGGCCAGAUUAUUCCCGCCUCGCAAGUGAUCAUUACGACUGGCACUUUCCUUGGUGGCGAGAUACAUAUCGGCCUCGAGACGUAUCCGUCGGGCCGAAUGGGUGAAGCUGCGACCUUUGGUCUCAGCAAGUCCCUUCGUGAAGCAGGAUUCUCGUUGGGCAGGUUAAAGACUGGCACACCACCUCGCUUGGAUAUGGAUACCAUCGACUUUAGCGCUCUCGAACGGCAGCCAGGCGACUCUCCGCCGUCUCCUUUCUCCUAUCUCAACGACACCGUCCAAAUUGGUGAUGAAGGACAGAUGUCCUGCUGGAGUACCUAUACAAAUGAAGCAAGUCACGCUAUUGUGCGCGAGAACCUGGACAAGUCGAUACACAUCCGUGAGAGCGUGCGGGGACCGCGAUACUGUCCGUCACUUGAAUCCAAGAUCAUUCGCUUCGGUCACAAGCCACGGCACAUGAUAUGGCUGGAACCAGAAGGCCUGGAACCGAACAAAGUUAUUUAUCCCAACGGUGUCAGCAUGACCAUCCCUGCCGAUGCGCAAUACGCGCUUAUGCGUACCGUCCGAGGACUCGAGAAUGUGAAGAUGCUUCAGCCAGGCUACGGAGUCGAGUACGAUUACAUCGACCCGCGCAAUCUCUUCUCGACCCUUGAGACUAAGCUCAUUCGCGGUCUUUUCCUUGCUGGUCAGAUCAACGGUACGACUGGUUAUGAGGAGGCCGCUGCACAGGGCGUCGUGGCGGGCAUCAAUGCUGGCCGAUCUGCACAGGGUCUAUCUCCAUUCACCCUGUCGAGAAGUGAAGCGUUCAUCGGCAUUCUGAUCGAUGAUCUAAUCACCAAAGGCGUCUCCGAGCCGUACAGAAUGUUCACCUCCCGGUCGGAAUAUCGUAUGAGCUGUCGCUCCGACAAUGCCGAUCUCCGGCUUACAGAGAAAGGCCGUGCGGCCGGCGUUGUGAGCGACAAGCGAUGGCAACGCUUCCAGACGGACAAAGGCCAGAUGGAAGACCUCCAGUCGCGACUCGAAAAUGUCAAGAUGAGCAGCCAAGGAUGGCUUGGAGCUGGACUCAAUGUUCGCACGGAUUCAAGCAUGCGCUCAGCAUUCGACAUGCUGAGGCUAGUAGGCAUGGACAUUGACACGUUGGCACAGCGCCUGCCAGAUCGGCUCUCAUCGGCUGCAGCAAACUUCAGCCCAGGGAUCAGGAGGAGAGUUGAGAUCGAGAGCAUAUAUGCGCCGUACAUUGUGAUACAGGCAAGGGCAGCAGCAUCAUUUGAAAGAGAUGAGAUGCUGCAGUUGCCACGAGAUCUGGACUAUGAUCUAGUCUUUGGGCUCAGCGCUGGGGAGAAAGAAGUGUUGAAGUUGGUGAGACCAGAGAGCGUCGGCAUGGCCAGGCGAACAGAAGGUAUCACGCCAGCUGGCGCUCUGCGGCUCUUGAAGCAUGCGAAACGUCUCCGGAAUCAUGACAUUGACGACAUCGCCUUAGGACCAGAGACACUCGCGCCAGUGCAGCCUUCAUCAGUGCAAGGUAAUAUAGGCGCAGUCUAG
Cyphellophora europaea CBS 101466 is the source of this 2088-nucleotide messenger RNA. RefSeq names its product tRNA uridine 5-carboxymethylaminomethyl modification enzyme GidA. The record is from RefSeq and is a predicted model, not a curated record. The coding region runs from base 1 to 2088 and encodes 695 amino acids. Gene Ontology annotation, molecular function: flavin adenine dinucleotide binding. NCBI's taxonomy places the organism in Eukaryota, Fungi, Ascomycota, Eurotiomycetes, Chaetothyriales, Cyphellophoraceae. The transcript is spliced from 2 exons. Gene Ontology annotation, cellular component: cytosol. Gene Ontology annotation, biological process: tRNA methylation; tRNA wobble uridine modification.